Molecule: messenger RNA, 537 nt
Organism: Schistocerca gregaria
Lineage: Eukaryota; Metazoa; Arthropoda; Insecta; Orthoptera; Acrididae
Product: spidroin-1-like
Exons: 1
Coding region: 1-537 (178 amino acids)
Source: RefSeq, a predicted model, not a curated record
AUGGGGCGCCGGCGCCGCGCUCACGACACACGACACCACACGACCAUGCUCUGUGACACGCUAGCUGCUGCGGCUGGCACGGCGGCGGCGGCGGCACCUCGCCGGCGGCGGCCGGCUGCGGCUGCGGCUGCUUUCGCUGCUGCUUUCGGGACGCCGCCGCGGACACAGACGACGGCGGGGGCUGCGCGGAGCGUCGGCGUCGGCGUCGCGGCCUCGGUACUCGGUAGUCAUGGGCGGCCCGGCGAGUGCUGGCGGCGCGGUGCUGCGCUGCGGGCCGCGGUUGCCGGGGCCGCGCCGGAGCGGAGCGGAGCGGGCGCGUCGCGGAAGCGCCGGCCGGCCCGCGGCCCGCGGGUGGGCGUGGCGGGGCGCGGCGGGGGGUUGGGAGGGGGCGGGGCGGGGCGGGGAGGGGAAGGCGCGCCGGGCGGACCAGGGGUGGGGGGAGCCGGCCGCGCUGGCGCCCGGCCCGGCAGCGCGCACUGCGGCCGGCGGCUGCGAGGCAGGUGGCCGGCGUCUGAUGGCGCCAGGGGCGGCGUGUGA